AUGGGCCUACCCACAACCCCGCAAGACGCAGCCCCGGCCUACGACGACGUCGUGCACGACCACCCCGUCAACCAAUUCCCGCCCUCCGGAUCAUCAUCAGGCUACGCCGUCGUACCGCAGGACGACGACCUCGAGCAAAACGCCGGGUCGCACAACCACACCUCGCGCGGCGCUACGCCCGCACCACCGCAGGGCGGCAGCGGCUUUUCCCACGCUCUGACGCGCAUCUUCGAGCCAAAGCCGCACACGCACUGCGAGCAAUGCGACGCGCAGCAGGCCGCGAGGGAGCGGCGCGAGAAUGAGCGGCAUUGCUGCGCUAUGGUCGCCGCGACGUUCAUGAUGGCGUUUAUCUGCACCAUGAUCCUUGGGAUUGUUGUCGCGAGCGCCAUGGCGAAGGCGAGGAGGCAUAUGCACGACGAUUGA
This is a messenger RNA of Trematosphaeria pertusa, 423 nucleotides long. RefSeq lists its product as uncharacterized. The transcript has 2 exons. Lineage: Eukaryota; Fungi; Ascomycota; Dothideomycetes; Pleosporales; Trematosphaeriaceae. Bases 1 to 423 code for a protein of 140 amino acids. The record is from RefSeq and is a predicted model, not a curated record.